Molecule: messenger RNA, 3478 nt
Organism: Cydia splendana
Lineage: Eukaryota; Metazoa; Arthropoda; Insecta; Lepidoptera; Tortricidae
Gene: EloB
Product: elongin-B
Exons: 5
Coding region: 140-499 (119 amino acids)
Biological process (GO): transcription elongation by RNA polymerase II
Cellular component (GO): VCB complex; elongin complex
Molecular function (GO): protein binding
Source: RefSeq, a predicted model, not a curated record
UGCCAAUCAGCACCUAAGCAAAGUUGUCGAAUUCAACAAAUGAGAAUCGAAACUCCAGUCAAUUGAGUUUCGUACCUACGCCUCAAAGGGUAGCGUUUUUAAAAUAAAUGGUUAAUACUUACUAAAUAUAAUCUCAAAAAUGGAUGUCUUUCUAAUGAUUAGGCGAAAAAAAUUAACCAUCUUCACGGACGCUAAAGACACGACAACGGUACUGGAAUUAAAGAAAAUGAUUGAAGGCAUCUUAAAGACUCCUCCCCAGAGUCAGAUGCUGUUCAACAAGGACAGCCAGCUCAUGGAAGAUGAGAAGACCCUAGCGGAGUAUGGACUCACCUCGGCUACAGCUAAAGCUCAGUGCCCGGCACCCAUCGGACUUGCUCUAAGAAAGGAAAGCGGCGAAUUUGAAGCUCUGGAUCUGACCCCGUACUCUUCCCCCCCGGACCUGCCCGACGUCAUGAAGUCACAGGAAGCCAACGGACAGGAGCAGAUGGACCAGCACUAGGCCGCCCGACCGGACAGCGCCCGCGCCGCCACACCGCAUAUAUUAUAAACAUACUUAUUUUGUUAAUCAUUUAUCGAUUUUUGCUCGAUUUUAACAAUUCUGUUGCUACACGUUUGUUUGUAGUCUUUUUGUGAUGCUUUGUAACGGAUGACGUUUUUAUUCGGUGCGGGACAAGAUGCUGGCAGCUUCCACGGCACGCCAAGGAUCAAAACUCGACACUUUAUUGUAUGUAUCCAUUGUAUAUUAUGUGGAUCUAGCCGUGGAAGUUUCUAGCAAAUGUAUCAGAACAUGAUUUUCACUCAUAAAAGGCUUUUGGCGAAAUAUUUCGCGUGAUGCUGUAAUUUAAAUUCAUUAUUAUUUAAUUACAAUAUCAAUCAGCAUAUUAAUCAACUAAAAUAAUAUUAUACCGAGCAGCAUCAUCGCCUCAGACCUAAGCCAUGACAUCUUGUUUAAAUCUUUCAAGUUUUUCCGAAUAUAACAUUCGUGCCUCUCAUGUUUGCACUAAACAAUACUUUUUGUAUACCGCUGCAACUAUACGGUAGCUUGCUCAGUAGGGCGGGGCCUGCCGAAUGGCACGGCAAUCUUACAUUCAAGGAACUAUUUCCUUUAAAUGAUGGCUCCAUGGUAGGUUCAUACAAUCAUUGCAUUGUUUCGCUCAAUCUCUAAACGCUAGUUCAAAAUGAAAGAGACCUUUUACUGUCUAAACUGUAAAAAAAAUUUUUCAGUGUAUAUGAAAACUUUUGACAUAGUAAAUGGCACUUUAGUGACCAUAUGAACUUUGUAGUAUAGGUAGUAAAUGGGCUUUUUAUUUACUACUUUGCUUUUCCCUCGCAGUAAAAUCUAGCCAGUAAAAGUAAUUUAAAUGUAACUACUUUUUUUAUCAUUUUAUUAAAAGGGGUAGGGGUAAUACGAGUAUCAACUUGGUUAGGUAUUUGAUGGUUCGUUGUAACUGUAAUAUGUGACAGUCUAACGUAAAUUAGAAGGGUGGAUUCAUAUGCGUUUUUCAUCGCGUUGCCAUGGAAGAGAACUACUAAUUAAAUAAUAUCUUGAUGAACUAAUUUGGGUGAUACUGAGAUGUUAAUUUGUAUAUCUUAUGCUUUUUACUAUUUUAGUACUUACUAAAUAAAACUGAUAACGUUUAUUUGGCUCCUGUGUAACAAACUUAUCAGUAUUCCGUCAUUAUUUAUUAACACUUUUAUGUUGUUUUUUUUUUUCUAUUUCAACGAACAACCAGCGGCGAGCCCCGCUCAGCCCCCCACCCCCUUCCGUGGGGGGCGCAAUCACCUCACUAGCCUAACUUCUCUGUUGCUUAUAUCUGUCUCUGUCACGUCGGGUGCACUAGCAUAGCCAUUAUUACGAAACAAUAAGGCCUUUUUAGGAUAUUGACGUCAUGCCUGUAUUUUACGUGAAGUGCGCAUAAUCCUUGCUCUUAAAAUGUGUGGCUGUGGCAGCCGAUACUAGCGCCAUCAAGUGGCACGGCAUAAAACAGUACUAAAGUGUUGCCAGCUGCGCCACUGUUAGAUGCUCCAAUAAGUUGAUUUAUUUUCUUAGCGUAAUUAAGGUUUAAAUUAAUGAUUUGUGAUACAUAACGACGUUAUACGAAUUGACAAUGCAUUUCUUGAAAUUAAAAUGGUUGAAGUGUUGUUUUUAAUGUAUGAAAGUCAAGGACCUUAAUUUUUUUAGAUAUUAAUUAAAUGGAAUGGGUCCCAUGUUUUCUUACUUAGCACAGCCCUUCAACUGAUUCUAAAACUUUAUUUUUGUAUACAUAUUUGUUACGAAUUUAUGAUUUCAAGUCCUGUAUAUUAAGUUUGCUCGACAGAUAUAACCAACAGACCAUUGUCCAUUGUACAUCUUUUUUUAUGAUAAAAUAUUUAACUAGCAUAGUUGAUAGCUGAUACUUGUAAUAGGGAGUAAAUAGGAGCUUUUCAUCACGGGGCUGCUGCGCCCUCUAUUGUGAUUUAAUAAUAACUAAUAUAACUCCCGUCGCCAGUCCAUGACGGAUCGCUAUUUACUUUUUUAACGGGAACUUUAUUAAGCACCGAUUGUAUUUAUCUCGAGUUGGUCAAUUUAGGUGCAUAGCUAGCUAAUAUGACCCACGGGUCGGCGAGGUUACUUUCAGAUCUAAUCCAAGUUAGAAUAGUUGGGUAUUAAACGAUAUUGCACUUUAUUGUACUAUAACAUAGGAUAGAUAAUCAAACUAUCGUUCACCAUGGCCACUUAGGAAAAAUUUCUUCAUACAAAAAUGUAAUGUCACGUCGUGGUAACAUCUACACACAGCCCACAGGUAGGUGAAUCUAGAGUUGGUACCUAACUAGAAUCAUACAAGAUACAAGCACAUAAAAACCAAGCUAUCGGUCACUAUACAGACGCGACUACAUUUCUUAUGUGUCUGAGAUGGUCCUAUCAGCUGUAUGAAUACUUGUUGGCUGAUAAAUUCAAUAUUUCAAUUUUGUAUGAAGACACAAAGCUGUGCCAGUACCACGCGUAAAAUUUCAAGAUUUCUUGAUUAACCAGUAUAGAACCAUGAUGGUGUCAUUCAAUAUUGGUUCCCCGGGUAGGUAACCUUAGUGGUUAGUCAUUAUAUCCUCUCGUACAACCCCGUUCGCUGAUGGAUAAGUCACAUAAUCAGUGUAAUUAUUUAUUCAGAGUCUCUUGUGAGUAGAGGCAGACAAAGAACCGAUUGCCAAAAUAUUUCGCUUCUAAAAAUUAGGUGCUGGCAUCACUAUGAUUUUUUAGUAGUCCUUAUUUCGUCCAGUAUAGAAGUUUUUAAUUUAAAUAUUUUUAGAAAAUGUAGUGGAAAUUACACCUUUUGUACGCGUCGGUUCUUUGCUAUGGCUGUACCUGCAUUAUGCAUUAGUAAUGAUUCAACUAGAGACACAACGAGACUAGAGUAUGUAUGAAAUAGCGUAGUAUUUCAUGUGCGCGUAUGGAAGUCUACAAUUAAAUGAACCAGCAGGAAAUAAAGCUGUUUUGAUUUGU